Molecule: messenger RNA, 4231 nt
Organism: Hymenoscyphus albidus
Lineage: Eukaryota; Fungi; Ascomycota; Leotiomycetes; Helotiales; Helotiaceae
Source: the annotation of a GenBank genome assembly
AUGCUCACAUUGUAAGCAUUCUUGAUCCACUAUCUAUUCCUAAUGCGAACACACCUCAGCGCUCAAAUCUUAUCUGUUAAUAUUGAGGGACUCCAUCUGAAUGUCGAACAGGUACAAACCCAGUGGCUCGGAAGGUAGCGAGUCCGACAAGGAGAAGAAGAAAGUCAAGGCUGGCAUCCCCGCUUACGCGCAGACUGUUAAGAAAAUACACGGUAAACCACAUUUUGUACGAUACAAGCAAGACAAGCCUCUCGCGACGGGGGUCGGUAUCAUGGGAGAAAUAUUUGGUGUCCCAGCUCCCAAACAUAAGGCAAAGGAAAAAGAAAAGAGGUCAAAGUCUAUCGGCGCCUUACCAACUAUUCAUAUGAUCGGAGGCACACCAGUCCUAUAUCCUCCUGGAGUAUACCCUGAGCAGGCGUACCUCGCAUAUCAUCAAAACGCCCGUCCUAUGGUUCUACCUCCCAACUAUCAGCAAGUACCGAUGAGCUCCGUAUCUCAUCCACCAAAUCCUACAGCAGCCGAUUUCUCAAAUCUUCAAGAUUUCACUAAGCACUACAAGGUUAUUCAAAACACAACUACGGAGUCAAAGGGUGCAAAGGACAGUAAAGAAGAGAAACCCUCGAAAACGAAUCGCACUGGGCAUUAUUGCAAUCAUUGCGGAAAACCGAGGUCCAAGAGAUACCAUAUCCAACACCCGUUGGUGCUUGGCCAAGUAUCAAACACAGGCUUUUGCAGGAGGUGCCAGAGCGACGCUAGCUCAACUAGUGGUUCGAGUAGCUCCAAGCAAUCGCGGAAGGUGAAGGAUAAGAAGUAUAAGCAUAAACAUAAGAGUGCACGCAAGAAGGUGCAUGUUCGAUUUGAAGGUCACAGUCCAGAUGGUUCACAGGGCAAGAGUGCGAAGAAGGGACACAAGUACAACAGCGACCCAGAAUCACAUGUGCGACGUCAAAAAUCCAAACACAAGAAGGAAAGUUAUGAACCUUCAGAACAUAGCAGCGACGAAGAGUCUUUCGAAGAAGAGGAGCGUGGACGUCAGGGACGACGACCCCCAAACCACAGAUACGAGCAUGAAUACGAAUAUUUCUCAUCACAUCCACAGCAAAGAUCCCAGCCUAUGGAACGAUACAGAACCCACGAAAGACAGUUUAGCCCAAGCGAUGUUGUUGAUGAUGCUCUUCGUAUGGCAGGCCCGCAUACCUCUUCUCCGUUGACCCGCAGCAUAAAGGUCACAGAUACGAAAAUUCGCCGGCCAUUAGCACAACAUCAUCUUCCAGACUUUCGAUAUGUUGAGCCGCAUAAUACACAUUCUGGUCACCAUCAAGGAAGGUUAGAUCGCCCAACGGAGUACAUUGAGGAGAGAAAAGCAGAAUUGUCGGAAUUCCCAUGGGUUUCGCAAGCUCGUCGUCCGGAUGAAGAUGAGUAUCUGUCUCCUAUUGAUACUACCCCGCCUAGAAACAGAGUAUCGCAACCUGAAAACUAUUACUUGCGAGAAUCUGAGCGUCGAAAUAUGGAACGGGGCUCUGGAAAUGUAAGUGUUCUACAACCCUAUAAAACCUCCACUACGCCUAUGAUAUUCUUGGACAGCACUUCGGGCUCUCAGGGUAUUUGGAACUUCCAUGGCUACAACUGCUUGGAUCUUCUAAAUACUCUGAGAUAAUGAUUGCUAUACUCCUGAACUUUCGGCACAUUACUUACAUUAGCAGGUACGCCGAGCGCAAGGAUGGACACAAGAGGAAAUUGAUGCAGAGUUAUUUCGAAGAAGGGGUCCAGAAGAUACGUACGGACAGGAGUUCACGCAAGAAGAAGCAGCACAGCAUUAUCGGGAUAAUUGGAAUAGAGAUCCAUACUAUUCUAAUGAAACAUCUCCAGCGCCACAACAAAGAGCGCCCCGUAGGAAUAAUCGUGCGGAUAUGGAUGGCUACCAGGUAGACCCAUAUGUCUCAUAUAGACAUGGUAGGUAGUUUCUUACAGAGAAUUGAAGGUUGUCUAAAUUAACGUCAAGAUAGUAGAACCACGCCGCCCUCCACGUACUCCACGUGCUCCAAGUCCUCCAGCUCCAGCUCCACCUUCGUCUCCAGCUCCAGCUCCGAAGCAAGUGGUAACGGUCGUUUUACCUACUAUUAGCGUUCAGGACUGCGAUCCAGGUGCUUAUAGAGGUGAAAAGAGGUGGCCUCCAAACCCUUCAAACCCUUCAAACCCUUCAAACCCUCCAUACCCAGUUACACCUAAGGGUGAGCAGUCAAAUAGAUAUGAUUAUGCAAAUGAGAGGCCAGAACAUGGAGCUAGAAGGCGUCAUGUUAAUGUUAGCCGAAAAUCUUCCAGAGAGCAAAUGGCUCAGGCUCAUGAUCAUCAGGAGCAACGACAUCAUGGUCGAUAUACUUCUAGAGAACAAAACUAUCAUCAGCAAGAGCAACAAUAACCUAGUCGAAGCCCUUCCCCCCGGGAACAAAUGGCCCGGCAACAUGGCUAUACCAAUUCUCCUCCUGGUCAUGAUCGAGGCCGAAGAGAACCGGGAUGGGCAAUGGUUCGAGAACCUCGUGAUCGAAGUGCUGGCCCAACGAUGGAAAGAGGAAGAAGAUAUCACGAUGGGGAAGCUGGGGCAGGGAUGAGAAGUAGUUCCGUGCCUGUCCAUGAUGAUGGAUCGCGAGUCAGCCCUUGGAGUUCUCUUGAUUACUUAGGACAGGAAUAAUGGUGGUGAUCGGUAGGAUGCCACUGGUCUGGCGUCAAGUCGGUAGUCGUUUUCCAGACAGAGCAGAUUGGUGAGUUGUGGUAGUGUAGGUAUAUAUGUGUGACGGAUAUCCAAGUGUUUACUUUAGAUGGACAUGGUUUCGAAGGACGGACCUGGGUUUGAUAGAGAGAUUCGAACAAUUGCUCUAAUCUAAUGAUAAUGGUUGAAGAUGAUUGACUUGUCUUCUGUCUUUAGGCUCAAUGACGAGGGCUGCCAUUGGCCUUUAGAGACAAUUGAACUCUAACACGGCCUUACUUGGACGAGAAUAUAUAUGUGACUUAUCGCCUACGAUAUAAGAAGGUAGGCUUACGUACGGAGGGAGUACUCUUUUAUUUGCCUCCUUCUCCAGUGGUCUCCCUGUUUCUCCUGUUGCCAUUCUAAGCGACUAUUCUAUUACUUCCCUGUACGAGUACUGGUAGUUGUUACCACACACACUUAUUGACUUGUUGACUGAGCUUUACUACCAUCACGUGGGGUUUACUCCAAAUGAGUCAUCUCAAGUCAUCGAAGCCGGCAGUUUCUAUCAAUGUAGCUUUCUGAAUAUAUAUAUAAGCACGGAUGGACAUCGAGCCUAGUGGUGUCUCCUUUCAACCGAAUCAUUUCAUCCGCUACAAAUUUCCAAAAUUCCUAUGACUGAUAUUCCCGGAUUCCACUCCCCUAAUAUAUCAUCUCUUCAGACUCCAACGAGAAAAAGAGCAUGCCACCAUUCACCAUCAGCUUCCAAAAUCCACCACAAACCCAUCUCCAUACCUACAACUGACUCCUCCCAUCCUCCGCCCAACCGGCUGACAUCCCACCAGUUUUCCUCUCUGCUUUGCAGUCCGCGAGCGAAUCUUUGUGGAGGAACAGCGUGCUUGUCCGUUGGAACACCAUCUUGAUUUUGAGGAUGCUCGUUCUUGUCAUUGCGUUGCUUUUUCCUCGUCUGGAGAGUCGGGUUCUAGUUCUGAUGAGAGGAUAGUUAGGGAUGGGGAGGGGAGAGAUGGUGCGAUAGGGAGAGCUAUUGGGACUAUACGUCUUAUUCCCUUUCCUCAUUCUGAUACCCAUCCUCAAUAUAAUUCUCAGCGUGACCCUCCGAUAUUUUCUGAUGUCUCUCCUAUUCCGUCAAAAGAGCUCUUCUUCGCGCCAUCUCCGGUCCGUAAACGGGAUCGGAAGACUUCAUUCCAUGAUGGGAGUGAGCCUUAUGUCAAACUUGGACGAUGGAGUGUCGUGCCUAAGUGGAGGAGAAAACGAGUUGGUGAUGCGUUGGUUGAGAGUGCGUUGCGUUGGGUACGGGGGAAUGCGGAGUGGGCUGCUGGAGGGGAUGGGGACGGGGAUGGGGAUGGGGAUGGGGAGUGGAGGGGUUUGGUCUGUGUUCAUGCGCAGGAGGAGGCUGUAGGGGCUUGGGGGAGGAAUGGGUUCGUGGUUGAUGAGGGGAUGGGGGAGUGGUGGGAGGCGAGGAUUAGGCAUUUGGGGAUGUGGAGGAGGGUUGUGGGUGAGGGUGGAUUGGGAGAGGAGGUGGAUUGA